AUGAGCAAAAAGAGUCGCUCAAAAACCCAGAAGGUUCUGUGGGGACAAGGUUCUGUAAGGACCAUCCCACCUUUGUUACAAGAACCAGAGACCGUCCUAUCUUCAAAACAGAACCAGAGACCGUCCUAUCUUCAAAACAGAACCAGAGAUCAUACAAUCUUUAAUACAAGAACCAGAGACCUUCCCACCUUUGAUAGAAGAACCAGAGACCGUCCUAUCUUCAAUACAAGAACCAGAGACCGUCCCACCUUUGUUACAAGGACCAGAGACCGUCUUACCUUUGAUAGAACCAGAGACUGUCCUACCUUUAACACAAGAACCAGAGACCGUCCUAUCUUCAAAACAGAACCAGAGGUCAUACAAUCUUUAACACAAGAACCAGAGACCGUCCCACCUUUGAUAGAAGAACCAGAGACCGUCCCACCUUUGAUAGAAGAACCAGAGACCGUCCCACCUUUGACAGAAGAACCAGAGACUGUCCCACCUUUGAUAGAAGAACCAGAGACAGUCCCACCUUUGACAGAAGAACCAGAGACUGUCCCACCUUUGAUAGAAGAACCAGAGACCGUCCCACCUUUGACAGAAGAACCAGAGACUGUCCCACCUUUGACAGAAGAACCAGAGACCGUCCCACCUUUGACAGAAGAACCAGAGACCGUCCCACCUUUGACAGAAGAACCAGAGACCGUCCCACCUUUGACAGAAGAACCAGAGACCGUCCCACCUUUGACAGAAGAACCAGAGACCGUCCCACCUUUGACAGAAGAACCAGAGACCGUACCACCUUUGACAGAAGAACCAGAGACCAUCCCACCUUUGAAAAAACCAGAGACAGUCCCACCUUUGAUAGAAUCAGAGACUGUCCCACCUUUGACAGAAGAACCAGAGACCGUCCCACCUUUGAUAGAAGAACCAGAGACUGUCCCACCUUCGAGACUCAAACCAUCCACCUCAAGUCAAAGCUGGGCUCUGUCACUUAUAAGUUCCGUCUGAAUUGUGGUAAAAUUUUCAAAAUAAAAGCUUUAAUUCAGCUGUUUCAACUGGAGCUGCAACAAAAAACUCAACCUUAGAUGAUUCGAUAUUUAACAAAUAUUUAAUGUUUUGUUCUUCAGUAUUAUUUUGUCAAACAGACAUUUAGCAGUCUUCAUUUUUCUGCAGAACACAGAGAACCGUCUUCUAGACUGAGAUCCUGGACCUCCUGAGUCCUAAAACGGGUCGAGACACGUUCAGUUUUCCACCUUCACGUUGCAUCGCUGCGUGUU
Messenger RNA from Austrofundulus limnaeus, 1262 nucleotides. Its product is annotated as repetitive proline-rich cell wall protein 2. NCBI's taxonomy places the organism in Eukaryota, Metazoa, Chordata, Actinopteri, Cyprinodontiformes, Rivulidae. The record is from RefSeq and is a predicted model, not a curated record. The transcript is spliced from 3 exons. Bases 1 to 993 code for a protein of 330 amino acids.